AUGGUUAACCUGCGACGCCUCCAGCAGCCAAUCACAGAGCCCCGCAGGAAAUGCCUGGAGAGCCUUCCAGCGGGCGGGUCCCAGCCCAGCCCUAGCGCUGCUCCAGGCAGCCCGUGUGGCCUGCACCCACCCAGGCGAGCGCGGCCUCCCGGAGCACAGUGCACCCGGGGCCACAGCAUGGCUGGCCCGGCCCGGCCCGAGCUGGGGCUGCAGCUGGCUGUGGUGGCCCUGCUGGCCGCGCUGGCGGCGUCUGGGACGGCGACCCCACCUGCCCACCUGCUGACCCUGCUGUCCUCGGGCCAGGGUGUUCUGGACCGCGUGGCGCUGGGCGGCCUGUUAAAUACACUGGCGGCCCGUGUGCACUGCACCGACGGGCCGUGUGGAAAGUGCCUGUCUGUGGACGACGCCCUGGCCCUGGGCAGGCCUGAGAAGCCAGGGCUGCCCUCAGGUCCGGCCCUGGAGCCCAGGCACGUUGCCCGCCUCAGUGCGGCCGCCGUCCUCUACCUCAGCAACCCCGAGGGCACCUGCGCCGAUGUCCGGGCUGGCCGCUGGGCCUCCCGUGCUGACCGGCUCCUGGCCCUGCUCGAGAGCCCCGAGGCCCUGGCCCCCGGCCUGACCAGGCUGCUGCAGGGCAUUCAGGCCCAGGCCGCUGGCCGGUCCACUUCCGGGGAGGCUUGUGUGGACCUGCCGCAGCUGCUGGAGGAGGCGGCGGGGGUGGGGGGUCCCGGCAGCCCCGGGCCGGUGCUGGCUGCCCUGCUGGACCACGUCAGGAGCGGCUCCUGCUUCCGAACCCUACCGCCCCCCCAGUACUUCGUGGACUACGUGUUCCAACAGCACAGCAGCGAAAACCCCAACAUCACCCUGGCUGAGCUGGAGGCCUUGAUGCAGCGCCUGGGGGUGGGCAGAGCGACUGACCCCCAUGGUGACCACGGCGAUCUGGGAAAGGGGGCCGCCCCCAACAGCAGCUCCAGUGUGUGGGACACAGUAUGCCUGAGUGCUGGAGAUGUGCUGGCUGUGUAUGGGCUGUCUGAGCAGGCUGGGGUGACACCGGAGGCCUGGGUCCAGCUGAGCCCUGCGCUGCUCCAGCAGCAACUGAGUGGGGCCUGCAGCCGCCCGCCCGAGCAGCCCACCCAGGACCAGCUCGGCCAGGCAGAGAGGUACCUCUACGGCUCCCUGGCCACACUGCUCAUCUGCCUCUGCUCCAUUUUCGGGCUCCUGCUGCUCACCUGUGCGAGAUGCAGCGCUGCCAGCCACUACAUCAUCCAGACCUUCCUGAGCAUGGCUGUGGGCGCGCUCACGGGCGACGCGCUCCUGCACUUGGUGCCUAAGGUGCUGGGGCUGCACGCGCAUGAUGGGGAAGGCCUGGGCUUGCAGCCCACCUGGCGCCUCCUCGCUGCACUAGGUGGCCUUUAUCUCUUCUUCCUGUUUGAGAGCCUCUUCAACCUCUUGCUGCCCCUGGACCCUGAGGACCCAAAGGACGGGCACUGCAGCCACGGCCACAGUCACGGCGGCCACAGCCAUGGCAUGCCUCUGCAGCUAGCGUCGAGCGAUCUCCGGCCUCCCAAGCAGCCCCACGAGGGCUCCCGCGCAGACCUGGUGGCAGAGGAGAGCCCCGAGCUGCUGAGCCCGGAGCCCCGGAGGCUGAGCCCAGAGCUGAGACUGCUGCCCUACGUGAUCACGCUGGGCGACGCCGUGCACAACUUCGCCGACGGUCUGGCCGUGGGCGCAGCCUUCUUGUCCUCCUGGAAGACGGGGCUGGCCACCUCGCUGGCCGUGUUCUGCCACGAAGUGCCGCACGAGCUGGGGGACUUCGCGGCCCUGCUGCACGCGGGGCUGUCGGUGCGCCACGCGCUUCUGCUGAACUUGGCCUCGGGGCUCACGGCCUUCAUCGGCCUCUACGUGGCGCUCGCGGUAGGCGUCAGCGAAGACGGCGAGACCUGGAUCCUCGCCGUGGCCACCGGCCUCUUCCUCUACGUGGCGCUCUGCGACAUGCUCCCGGCCAUGCUGAACCAGCGGGACCGGCGGCCCUGGCUCCUCUUCCUGCUGCACAACGUGGGCCUGCUGGGCGGCUGGACCGCCCUGCUGCUGCUGUCGCUGUAUGAGGACAACAUCACGCUCUGAUAGCCUCCGCCCCACUCUCGGCCCUCGACUCUGUCUCCUGGCCCUGCGCUAUCUCAGCCCCUUAGAGCCACCGAGCCCCAGGCCUUUUUCGAGCCCCCUCCCCCGUGCCCAGUACGCAGCUUCAAUAAAGACAUUCGUGUCCUUGGAGCCCAGCCUGCUCCCCUGGCUGGGUGGGAAAGGUCUCCCACCGAGAAAGGUUGACAGACUGGGCAGCAUC
Messenger RNA from Hippopotamus amphibius kiboko, 2338 nucleotides. It is a transcript of the gene SLC39A4, whose product is annotated as solute carrier family 39 member 4. The record is from RefSeq and is a predicted model, not a curated record. Lineage: Eukaryota; Metazoa; Chordata; Mammalia; Artiodactyla; Hippopotamidae. Gene Ontology annotation, cellular component: membrane. Gene Ontology annotation, molecular function: zinc ion transmembrane transporter activity. Gene Ontology annotation, biological process: intracellular zinc ion homeostasis; zinc ion import across plasma membrane.